GCCCCUGGCCAGCCUCCUCCACGUGGUUGUGCGGUGAACUGCAGACAGAGAGCAUAUAAGUGAGAGGGGAUGGAGCCAAAGCGUACAACUGAUACUAGCUGGAAGUACACCAACAAAUCACAACACGAUACUACUCCACUGACAAUGGAUGAGGCAAUGAUCACAGGGACACCUGAAUAUGACAUAGGACCUGCUACCGAUUACACUGAUUACUACUACCUGACCGGGCCCACGGAUGAUGAAGGCCUGUGUGACCGCACCUGGGUCCGAAACUUCCGCGGCCAGUACGAGCCCCCCCUCUUCUGGAUCAUCUUCAUCCUGGGUGCCGUGGGAAACCUCAUGGUGGUCCUGAUCUACUGCACCGUCCGCAACCGCAUCAAAACCAUGACCGAUGUCUACUUGCUCAACCUGGCCGUUGCCGAUCUCCUCUUCCUGUGCACGCUACCGUUUUGGGCCAAAGACGCGUUGAUCGACUGGUGGUUCGGCGAAGGUGUGUGCAAGUUUGUCUCGGCGGUCUACAAAAUCAACUUCUUCAGCAGCAUGCUCCUCCUCACCUGCAUCAGCGUGGACCGCUACAUCGCCAUCGUCCAAGUGACCAAAGCGCAAAACUUCAAGAAGCAGAGACUCUUCUAUAGUAAGCUUGCAUGUUUAGGCGUGUGGGUAUUGUCCUUUAUGUUAGCUUUGCCCGAGUUUAUCUUCGCCACGGUGAAGACGAACCCUAACGGUAGCACUUCAUGCAAGCUUGUCUACUGGAACAACUUUAACAACAGAAAAAAAAUCUUGGUGCUAUCUUUGCAGAUCUCCAUCGGUUUUGCUCUCCCGUUCCUUUUCAUGAUUUUUUGCUAUUCCGUCAUCAUCCGUACGCUUCUCCAGGCGAAAAAUUUUGAAAAACAUAAGGCCCUAAAGGUAAUUUUCGCGGUCGUUUUAGUUUUUGUCCUCUCCCAACUUCCGUACAAUGGUUUUCUGAUCAUGGAGGCGACUCAAGCGGCCAACAUGACCAUUACGGAUUGUCUAACGUUGAAUAAAUUUGACAUAGUGGGGCAAAUAGCCAAGAGCUUAGCGUACACACACGCUUGCCUGAAUCCGUUCUUGUACGUGUUCAUUGGCGUGCGCUUCAGACAAGACCUGCUCAAAAUGGUGAAGAUGAGAGCAGGAAGUUUGAGCAAAGUGGGUCUUAUAAAAUCGCCGACCAGCUCCAAGCGUCUACCGUCCGUCAUGUCCGAUACCGAAACCACUCCAGCUCUUUCCUUAUAAAGUUUGGUGAUAUCUCUCCCGGUUAGGACCAUACUGUGCAAAAAACUACCAUUUUAAAACUUUGAAUCUUGUUAAAAUGUCACUCCACUGUUGGUUUGAAAGAUUAAUCGCAAUCGAAAUCGCAGUUUGAAUGGACAGAAUUAGCAAAUAACAAAAUCAUAUCAUAAACAGCUAACUCUGUACUUACGAUCUGUACGAACAUGUUCUAAAACGUGAUUAUUGUGUUAGCUUAUCCAUUUUCAAAUUGUAUUCAAAUUUCAAUCUUUUUGUCAAUUCUUCUGGACGCGUUUAAAAUCUCAACAUUGAAAAUAAUCCUAUUUGUAAAACAUAAAUCGUAAAUUUAACCGAAUCUUAAUAUGAUGUUUCUCCGAAAUCAUGCCCCAGCACAGAUGCCAACAAAAUCCACAAGUGUUCCUUUGUGUUUUUAAAGUCCAUUCAUAUUCACCAGACCUGUUCGAGAUCAUUUCAGGGCUCCAAUGGCAAAUAUAAAGACUCUGUGACAUUUUUAUUAAACUUAAACUAUUAGAUGAUGUUGUUGCCAUGGCGAACAAAUGGCGGACUGUGACUCCUUGAUUCGAGCUUUGAGAAAAUGUCCCUUUUUUGUACACUGACGUUUUCUCCGACUUUUUUAUUCCAAAUUGAAGUACAGUACUGACAAAAUCAAAAUGCAUUAGUAGUAAUUGCAAAAUAGAUUAUAAAAAGUAUGUUUACAUAACUCACACUGGCAUUCUUUGUGUAUAAAGUGUAAAUUAUCUGUAAAUAUGUGUUGUUUUUUUACAUUGUGAGUGAUUGAGCAUUAUUUCUGUGACAGACUUGUUUGCUGCUGUACCAAUUUUCAAGAUUUAUUUUUACAUUUUGUGUUAAAAAAAUAAAAUAAAAAUCAAACAGA
Molecule: messenger RNA, 2143 nt
Organism: Boleophthalmus pectinirostris (great blue-spotted mudskipper)
Lineage: Eukaryota; Metazoa; Chordata; Actinopteri; Gobiiformes; Gobiidae
Gene: ccr9b
Product: chemokine (C-C motif) receptor 9b
Exons: 3
Coding region: 70-1254 (394 amino acids)
Biological process (GO): G protein-coupled receptor signaling pathway; chemotaxis; immune response
Cellular component (GO): membrane
Molecular function (GO): chemokine receptor activity
Source: RefSeq, a predicted model, not a curated record